AUGACUGAGCAGCAGAUUAGAGACACAUUCUUUGCUCCGUUGGAUCAACCACCGCGACAAGAGCCUGAGUGGUGUACGCUCUCCGAAGGACGUCUAAUACAACUUGUGGGAAAAUACCAACCACAUGGUAUUAACAAACAUAUCAACCUGGAUCUCAUCAUGACGUAUAUGAAGCAUAUCUAUGCGAAAGAAGACGCUGUAAAUCUCUUUAUAAGAGAUUGUGAUAUUGAAGCUUAUGUAGCUCAACUGGAGCUUCCUGUCGAUGAACGUGAAGCUCGUUUCGAACCGGCGUACAUCAUUCGCCCUUCAAUAGAGCAGAUCAAGGAGAAAAUAAUCACGUAUUGGAAUAUACCUGCGCUGGAGUGCACAACACAACUGCCCACUCAGUUAACUGAGAAAUGUGAGUUCGAACUGCCCAGCAGUUACUUCGAUGAAAUACAGGACCUCGACAGUUACGAUGAGCAACGUGCGGAAACCAUGCACUGUCGAUAUUCGUCAAAUCAGCUGGAGAACUUAGAUGCUCCGCAAAGACAGAAAAAGCGCUCAACUGCAACCCGACGUGAAAACAAGGAGAGGGCAUGCUGUCGUCCUUCAACGAAACACAGGCGUUCAAAUAGCCGAAACCGUCAAUGUCAACAAUCGAAAGAAGAUUCGGGAAGUCGUGGUUCGUCGAAAAGCUCUGUCAGAAGUAAGACUAGCGAUCUGAAGGUCCUCCCCGGGAAGAAGUCACCUUGCAAAAAGAGUCUCGACAGUUCCGACUCCACUGCAAGUCCUACAAAGACCGUGGCCGAUCGCCAUCGCCAUCAAAGCGGAAGUCAUCAUUCCUUGAAAAACGCCAGCUCUUGCGAUCCGAAAAGUCGCCGCACAGCUUCUGAAUCGACUAAGCAGCCUCCAAUCAAAAAUGAUGGCACUCCACGUCGUCCUUCAGUUCGUUCCAGCCGUCCCCCUACAGCUGAAAUCAAAUCGAAACCCAUCACAGAAUUCUUUGAAAAAAUGAAGAAAAGCGACGUUACGCGCGCUGGUGAUGGCGCUGUUCAUCAGUCAACGCCGAAGAAACGUGGUGACAACCUUUAG
This is a messenger RNA of Cooperia oncophora, 1074 nucleotides long. The record is from the annotation of a GenBank genome assembly. NCBI's taxonomy places the organism in Eukaryota, Metazoa, Nematoda, Chromadorea, Rhabditida, Trichostrongylidae.